This is a messenger RNA of Piliocolobus tephrosceles (Ugandan red Colobus), 3617 nucleotides long. RefSeq names its product NK2 homeobox 1 (gene NKX2-1). Gene Ontology annotation, molecular function: RNA polymerase II cis-regulatory region sequence-specific DNA binding; DNA-binding transcription factor activity, RNA polymerase II-specific. The transcript has 4 exons. The coding region runs from base 1521 to 2726 and encodes 401 amino acids. Gene Ontology annotation, biological process: cell differentiation; regulation of transcription by RNA polymerase II. The record is from RefSeq and is a predicted model, not a curated record. Lineage: Eukaryota; Metazoa; Chordata; Mammalia; Primates; Cercopithecidae. Gene Ontology annotation, cellular component: nucleus.
UCUGUGGUUCGCUUAAGCCCGGCGUCGCCUCCCCUCCUUGCUUAGCCACCACAGUAAUCAAUGCUCAGUUCGUCCGGUCCUGAGAGCGCCCCCCAGAGAAGCCCCUGGGAAGGAAGGGCAAGGAGCCGGGCUUCGCGCUGGUCUUUCGCAACACAAGCGGUGAGCGCGUCUCCCUGCGCAAACGUAGAGUGGCCUCUCCAGCACUGCCGUGGGGACCGCACAAAAACACGGGCGCAGGUGGGAGGGUGGAGGGUGCCCUGAGCUUUCUUUCGCCUAGUAAAGAAGGUAGGCUGUGAGAAAAGCCAAUGUUAGUAUAGACGUUGGCUUUGUAUUGAGGGAGUAAGAGCACUCUUCAAGGAGAGGGCUGAAAUCUUUAAAAACAAAUAAAACUUUCUCUACUAUAAUUGCUAUUAAUAAUUUUACAAAGGGAGCCUGGAUGAAUUAAGUAGCUCAAAACUGCCUCUUCAUCAUCAUCAGGAGCUCCCUCUCUACAAGGGGGGAAAGAAAAUGUGAAAACAAAAACUAAAUUCGAGAAGCUCCCUGACCAGCGCGGUUGUCUUGGAGGUACCCGCUGGGCCCGGCCGAGGAGCGCUCUGCCCUCCUAGCCCCCGGCGCGCAGAGGAGGCUAAAACAACCAAAGAGAAAGCAAAACAAAAACAAUAAUAAAAACGUUUAAAAUCCACGGACAAAAACCGGAGUCGGUCUCAAAAUCCGCGCCGUUCAGGGCUCCACUCGGUAGUCGACUCGGCUGCAGGCCCCGGCCUGCUCCGAGCAACGCGGGGGACACCCCCGACUCCGCUGGGGAUCGCAGCCCACAGCUCCCCCUCGCUAGGCGCCCAAGGACCCUCAAGGCGCGGGGCCCACACUUGAAGCCUGGGAACGCGCAGACAGGAAACCCACUUCCUCCUAAGCAGUUUCUUGCUCGUCGGAUGAGAGGCGCCCAAUUGAAGCAGAAUGAUCCUCAUCUACUAAUAUCCAGCUUGCCCACAAAGCGACUGGCCAUUUACGCCACCACUUUAAACAAAGAUAUUUGGUUAUUCCCGGGAAGCAAGUGCACUUUUGCAUGGCUGAGCUGCGGGCGGAGGCGAGCCUCAGCCCAGCCUCCCGCCUGCUGAGCUUCCCGCACCUCAGCAUUCGCCCCCUCCUGGCCAGCGCUCCCGCCGCCGGGGUUCAGGCUCAGUUCCGCCCGGCAACAGACUGGCGGGCACUCACUCCGCUCCCUGCCCGCGCCCUUCCUGAAGCAUCAGAGGGGAAAACAGCGUGGCUCUGGGGUCGGGUGCUGGGAUUGUGAUGUCCUCGGAAAGUCAGCUUCAGCCCCAGAACCUUGCGUGUCUGGGAGAUGGGCGAGGGUCAGGGACACCAGGGGGAAAGGGGGCGGGGAGCAGAGGUGUCCCUCUGACGGCGGCAGAAGAGAGGCAGACAGACUGACAGACACGUAGACCAACAGUGCGGCCCCAGGGUUCGUCCCCAGACUCCCUCGCUCAUUUGUUGGCGACUGGGGCUCAGCGCAGCGAAGCCCGAUGUGGUCCGGAGGCAGUGGGAAGGCGCGGGGCUGGGAGGCCGCGGCGGGAGGGAGGAGCAGCCCCGGCAGGCUCAGCCGCCGCCGAAUCAUGUCGAUGAGUCCAAAGCACACGACUCCGUUCUCAGUGUCUGACAUCUUGAGUCCCCUGGAGGAAAGCUACAAGAAAGUGGGCAUGGAGGGCGGCGGCCUGGGGGCUCCGCUGGCGGCGUACAGGCAGGGCCAGGCGGCACCGCCGGCCGCGGCCAUGCAGCAGCACGCCGUGGGGCACCACGGCGCCGUCACCGCCGCCUACCACAUGACGGCGGCGGGGGUGCCCCAGCUCUCGCACUCCGCCGUGGGGGGCUACUGCAACGGCAACCUGGGCAACAUGAGCGAGCUGCCGCCGUACCAGGACACCAUGAGGAACAGCGCCUCUGGCCCGGGAUGGUACGGCGCCAACCCAGACCCGCGCUUCCCCGCCAUCUCCCGCUUCAUGGGCCCGGCGAGCGGCAUGAACAUGAGCGGCAUGGGCGGCCUGGGCUCGCUGGGGGACGUGAGCAAGAACAUGGCCCCGCUGCCAAGCGCGCCGCGCAGGAAGCGCCGAGUGCUCUUCUCGCAGGCGCAGGUGUACGAGCUGGAGCGACGCUUCAAGCAACAGAAGUACCUGUCGGCGCCGGAGCGCGAGCACCUGGCCAGCAUGAUCCACCUGACCCCCACCCAGGUCAAGAUCUGGUUCCAGAACCACCGCUACAAAAUGAAGCGCCAGGCUAAGGACAAGGCGGCGCAGCAGCAACUGCAGCAGGACAGCGGCGGCGGCGGGGGCGGCGGGGGCGCCGGGUGCCCGCAGCAGCAACAGGCUCAGCAGCAGUCGCCGCGACGUGUGGCGGUGCCGGUCCUGGUGAAAGACGGCAAACCGUGCCAGGCGGGUGCCCCCGCGCCGGGCGCCGCCAGCCUACAAGGCCACGCGCAGCAGCAGGCGCAGCAGCAGGCGCAGGCAGCGCAGGCGGCGGCAGCGGCCAUCUCCGUGGGCAGCGGUGGCGCUGGCCUUGGCGCACACCCGGGCCACCAGCCAGGCAGCGCAGGCCAGUCUCCGGACCUGGCGCACCACGCCGCCAGCCCCGCGGCGCUGCAGGGCCAGGUAUCCAGCCUGUCCCACCUGAACUCCUCGGGCUCGGACUACGGCACCAUGUCCUGCUCCACCUUGCUAUAUGGUCGGACCUGGUGAGAGGACGCCGGGCCGGCCCUAGCCCAGCGCUCUGCCUCACCACUUCCCUCCUGCCCGCCACACAGACCACCAUCCACCGCUGCUCCACGCGCUUCGACUUUUCUUAAGAACCUGGCCGCGUUUAGACCAAGGAACAAAAAAACCACAAAGGCCAAACUGCUGGACGUCUUUCUUUCUUUUUUUUUCUCCCUAAAAUUUGUGGGGUUUUUUUUUUUUUUUUUAAAGAAAAUAAAAACAACCAAGCGCAUCCAAUCUCUUAAGGAAUCUUUAAGCAGAGAAGGGCAUAAAACAGCUUUGGGGUUGUCUUUUUUGGCGAUUCAAAUGGGUUUCCCACGCUAGGGCGGGGCACAGAUUGGAGAGGGCUCUGUGACAUGGCUCUGGACUCUAAAGACCAAACUUCACUCUGGGCACACUCUGCCAGCAAAGUGGACUCGCUUGUAAAUACCAGGAUUUUUUUCUUUUUUUUUGAAGGGAGGACAGGAGCUGGGGAGAGGAAAGAGUCUUCGACAUAACCCACUUGUCACUGACACAAAGGAAGUGCCCCCUCCCCGGCACCCUCUGGCCGCCUAGGCUCAGCGGCGACCGCCCUCCGCGAAAAUUGUUUAUGUUUGAUGUGAACUUGUAGCUGUAAAACGCUGUCAAAAGUUGGACUAAAUGCCUAGUUUUUAGUAAUCUGUACAUUUUGUUGUAAAAAGAAAAACCACUCCCAGUCCCCAGCCCUUCACAUUUUUUUAUGGGCAUUUACAAAUCUGUGUAUAUUAUUUGGCAGUUUGGUAUUUGCGGCGUCAGUCUUUUUCUGUUGUAACUUAUGUAGAUAUUUGGCUUAAAUAUAGUUCCUAAGAAGCUUCUAAUAAAUUAUACAAAUUAAAAAGAUUCUUUUUCUGAUUAAAA